Molecule: messenger RNA, 1581 nt
Organism: Neoarthrinium moseri
Lineage: Eukaryota; Fungi; Ascomycota; Sordariomycetes; Amphisphaeriales; Apiosporaceae
Exons: 5
Coding region: 1-1581 (526 amino acids)
Source: RefSeq, a predicted model, not a curated record
AUGCUUAGAGCAUUCGCAGCUGAUCCGACGGGGUCCGCUACGUCUGGUAGCAGGAAAGGCUGUCACUUUGUCUAUCUGGAGGCGUGGACACAUAGCGAUACAUCCGGCGUUCACACGCACGACUUCACCGCCGCGCCGCUGGAUGAGUCGCAAAUCGGUGACUGGGCAUGGCAACGGGGUGCCUUUGCCCCCCAGUCGGCCGUGCCAGGCGAGACUAAGAAAAGUCUCGAGGGCGGUCUGAGGGUGUUGUUCGCGCAGCCAACAUCAAACUUCCGCGCGGCUACGCCUACGGCGCUCUUCACUGGCAGGGUGUGCGAGGCGCUCGGGUUACCGGAGCUUACCUUCACAUCAUUCCAGCAGUAUUCGGGGGUCUUUUCCAGUCACACGUAUCCGGAGGGAAGUUCUAUUGAGGAGUGUGCCAAGUUGAGCCUCAUUUUCCGGACUCCCGAGAAAAGCCAGUUAUCCAUCGGGGGGUUCGCCAUCUCCCACGACUUCAAGACAGGUAUCACAACGGCGCUGAACGUUGGGGAUGCCUUCCGGCUAGGCCAGUACUGCCAGGAGGUCCAGAGCGACAAGUCCUCCUCCCCCGCGGAGUCAGCGAUGGGAGCGUUAAUCGAACAAGUCAGAGAAUGCCAAAGCCUGUGGGCGCAUCCUCUUCUGCUGCCCUGCCUGUUCCUCGUCACCCACGCCCUUCGGGUACGGGCGUACAUUAUGGGCGACCUGACCCAGCAGGUCAUAGUCGUCGAGCGCAAUGUGGGAGUGACCAGUGCCGGACGUUCGCGGCGCACGGUCGAUCGCAGUACAGGGGCAUCGAGCCGCUCUAAUUUGACGGUUACGGUUGACCAGGGCACCGACGACAGCUUGUACUCGGGCGACCAUAUGCAGCGCAACAGCGCCAAGCGCCUCACCCGCUCCAUCAACGAUCUGUCGACGUGGAUCAUCUUCGCCCAGCGCUCGCCGCGCUGGGACAUCGACUGCGUCGAGUUCCUGCUGGGGCUAUUUGACGGCAACGGCAGUGGCAGCAAGAAGAGACUGGCAGGAGUGUACCGCGGUGCGGCGGCGCACACCUUCCGCGAGACGCUGGACUACGUCCGCAAUUACUGCGAGUCGUGUCUGGAGGUGACGCAGACGUCCGAAGCUCGGAUGCAACUCCAGCUGAACAUUCUAUAUACCUCGAUCGCCCAGGAUGAUGGCCAAACCAGUGCGCGGCUUGCGGCCUCGGCUGGCAAGGACAGCACCUCGAUGAAGAUCAUUGCACUCAUCACGGCAGCGUACCUUCCAGGAACAUUCGUUGCAACGCUGUUUAGCAUGGGUAUGUUUGACUGGCAGGCUAAUAGCAGCGGUGACGACAGCCAGCAGUCACGUCACAGCGCCGUGUCCCCGGACUUUUGGAUAUACUGGGCUGUCGCUGUUCCUUUGACCAUUCUUACCUUGGCCGGCUGGGCCUUCUGGUGGAGGGUUGAGAAGCAAAGGUUUAUCCGAGAUUUCCAGCAUGCCGUGGCGGAUCGGCCACAACGCCUUGACAAAGACGAUUCGGAAAGGGGCAAGGCUCGAUUUUUGCCAUUUACAACGGCUUUGUAA